GUCAGUAUUUAGUGUGUGUGUUUAAGGUCAGCAGCGAACCGUGCCGGUCAAUUAUCUGGUCCAAAAGUCAACUUAGAGUCACCUGGGACGGGAUGAUCCACACCCCACGCCCUCGCGCAGGUGACAACGGGGCGACCAGGUGUAGGGCAGGUGGCGCCUCACCUUUAGCCUAUAUAACUGCAGUGUAGGGGUGUGUGCGACAGUCGAGGUUUGUGCAUCGCCACGUAGAGGCACAAGUACACACGCACGCAAGGGCACCAGCGAUGAGAGGACUCAUGUUCCUGGUGGUGGUGAGCCUCUUGGCAACACCCGUCACGGCUGCCGAGGAGGUGCUAACGUGGCUGCUGCACCGCCCGCUGCAGAAAGCGCCAAGGGGACGGUAUAACGCUCGGGACCUCUCCGUCGUCGUCGCCUCCUCCUCCUCCUCCUCCUCGUCAUUUUAUGACCCUUACCAGGAUCUCCGGCUAUGUAACAGUGACCGAGUGUGUGAGCGGCGCGAGUUCUGUGACCAGCACUACGGCGUGUGCCGGACCAGGGUGAAGGCGGGACAGCAUUGUCGCCGGGACGCCAUGUGUGGCCGAGACCUGGACUGCCUGUCCGGAGUUUGCCAGGAGCGCGUGGAGCCGGGCAGUGAGGGGGCCAGGUGCCGCAAGGAGAAGGACUGUGGCCCUGACAUGUGCUGUGCGCGCCGCAACGGCGAGUAUGUCUGUCAACGCCGCCUUCCGCUCGGUCACAAGUGCUAUGUGCCUGAGGGCGGCCCGGAGUACGCCAUCAACGAGAGGUGCCCCUGCCAGAUGGGCCUCAUCUGCAAGUACACCAGCCCAGAGCCUCCGCCGCGCAACCCGGCGGAGUUCUGGGCCACCUAUGAGCACAUGAGGUGUGUACCGCCCUCCCACAGUCCGCACGCCAGCUGAUCCCCGAAACACCGACACGAAGGACCAAGUGAGGUGUACUACCUACCCACGACCCAUGGGUCGAGAUGACCCAUCGCCAUCUGUCUGCGAGGCGAAUCACGAUCCUAUGAAGUCCAGACCGUUGUAGCUCGGCACGGGGGUGCACGAUGCAGACACUUCUUGCAGCGGCGCGGACCUGCGUCAAGCCCGCCCGCCAGAGUUCAGCCUCCGGCAGGGCUAGCCCAAGGUGAAGGAGAGCAGCAGCAGCAGGGCAGCAACGGGAGGACGCGUGACAACGUGGGCGUUGUGACCAAUAAAAUGCCGGUGACCGAUACUUCUUUUACAUGACACACACACACACACACACACACACACACACACACACACCACCACCACUACCACCACCUACAAUACACUCUACACUUCAGCCUAUAAGUGCCUGGAAUGUUAAGUGCAACUUUGGCCCGGUUAUUGUAAAACAAAUAAA
Molecule: messenger RNA, 1380 nt
Organism: Eriocheir sinensis (Chinese mitten crab)
Lineage: Eukaryota; Metazoa; Arthropoda; Malacostraca; Decapoda; Varunidae
Product: dickkopf-related protein 3-like
Exons: 2
Coding region: 264-914 (216 amino acids)
Biological process (GO): multicellular organism development; negative regulation of canonical Wnt signaling pathway
Cellular component (GO): extracellular region
Molecular function (GO): receptor antagonist activity; co-receptor binding
Source: RefSeq, a predicted model, not a curated record